Paracoccidioides lutzii Pb01 is the source of this 2250-nucleotide messenger RNA. RefSeq lists its product as hypothetical. The record is from RefSeq and is a predicted model, not a curated record. Bases 1 to 2250 code for a protein of 749 amino acids. Gene Ontology annotation, biological process: transmembrane transport; fungal-type cell wall biogenesis. The transcript has a single exon.
AUGCCCCAUGAAUUCGAGCAUUCCAAUCGAGGCAAAUGGCAUUCUUCCCCUUUCGACAUUUGGUAUCUCUUUGUUACCCGAGGUCGCCCUGAAAAUACCGGAUUUCGAGGAGCGGCAGUUCUUCGGCUGUUUGCAAAUUCUUCUCAGUCAGAAAUGGGUUGCUAUUCCUCCAUUGUCACCAACGGUGUUACCCUUGCGCAUCCUUUUGCAGCAACAAGUAUUCUGGGAGUUUUAGUCCUUUGCGGCAUCUUUUCAUCCACCGCGUUAGCGAUAUAUGGGGCAGAUGUCGCUUUUAUUCGGAGUAAGUAUACUCAUUCUCCGUCUGUGUUCGUAUCAUUUUCGAUCCUACACCACAUAUACCUUAGCGGCGCACUGCCCCUUAACUGGCCAAGCGUGUUGGUCGCCUUCUGGUCAAACUUUGCCUGGUUCUCUGGGGUUAUUUACAACGAAAAAAUGCAAAAUGCGAUCAAUGAAAUUAUUGGAACCCGAAGAGGGGACAACCGCCAGAGGGGGGAAUCGUUAGCUAGAAUCUCCAAUAGUAAUUCUAGACCCAGGUUCAAUAUCUCCAAAAUAUACAACAGAAAACUUCACCCGGCUACAAGCGACCUGGAAAUGCCACAAAAACAUUUCGGCUCUCUGCUGUUAAAACAAGAUAUUCUCCGUUCAUCCAAGAGAUCUCCGUGGUUUGGCACAGUUAUAAAACCUGGCCUUCCUUUACCCGGAGAUAACCACGGAUUUGCAGGCACGCUUGCACAGGAGAAAAUACCGACAUCAAAUGCCUUUCUGACAGUUCUUAUCUGGUUUCUUAUUUUUGUUUUUACUGUGGCAAGCGUAAUGAUCCUCAUUAGGCUCAUUGUUGAGGGUUAUUGCAAUUUGAAGCCUGUAAAAAAAGAACGGUUUGCUUGCUUUCGAAAGAAUUGGCGUGCGUUCCUCGCUUCAGCCGUAUUGCGGGCCCUUUUUAUUGUUUUCUUUAUGGCCACAUCUCUUGCAUUAUUCCAGCUUUCUUUAGGUGGAUCGGCUUCUGUCAUUGCGCUCUCCUCGACGGGCUUUAUUUUACUAUUCAUUGGUAUGUGGACAAUAAUGGGUUAUGCUGUAUCGUACCGCUUAAGGAACGGCAGAUUUGUGUGCCAUUCGAAUCGGUUACUUGUGGUUUGUACAAAGAUUUUUGGGCACUUCCCCUGCUAUCAACUGGCGAGACGAAGUCGUAUGGUGCAAAGCGAAGAGGUUAUGAAGGUUUUAGUGUCUAUUCCUUGGUGGAAGGUAUAUGAAAUGGAUACAAUAUCUCCAUUUAUACAUCAGACUCCGAUUCACGAAGAUACAAGGUUUCUGCAACAGUUUGGCUGGCUUUCGGCUUGUUAUCGGCGAUCCACAUGGUGGUUUUCUACGGUGUGGUUGGGCUACGAAUUUAUACGUGCUUGUUUCAUCGGAGUGAGUUCGAGCAAUGCAAUGAUCCAGGUGUUCGGCCUACUCGCAGUCGAGUGUAUUGCUCUUGUUUGCCUAUGCUGGCUCAGACCCUUUGAGACCACUCGCAUCAAUAUUCUGAUGGUUUACCUCCUCGGCUUCAGCAAGGUGAUUACUGUGGCGUUAUCUUCUCUUUUCGACCCCCGUUUCAACCUGGAGCGAAGUACUACCACAAUUAUAGGGUUUACCAUAAUAAUUACCCAAGGACUCCUCACCUCAUGUCUACUUAUCUACAUCUUCCUUGGAAUUAUUUCCAGCUUCAUUUCCAUCACGCGUCAUCACACAGAGCCCUCUAGCAUCGAAGCAAUCAACAACGGCACCUUUACUAGACUACGCAAGAACCGGCUGGUUUAUAUUGAAAGAUUUCUUUGUGGAUUAUGCCGUCCUCGCCUACCCAAAACUUCAGAGGAGCCCGAGAUUCAGAAAAGGCCUUCGUUCCAUUUUGGCUCUUUCCAAAGUUGUCCUAAGAUUGAAAACGCGGAAACGGAUAAUUCAAGCACUCGCUAUUCAGCAAAUCUGUCUGACAUGGCAUAUUCAUACAAUUCUGAGUCUCGAACAAUUCCACACCAUCAGAGGAGCUACGAUUCUAUGAAAACGCUCCACAGCAACCCAUGUCUUUGUCCUCGUCAAUACAGUUGUGUACGCUCAGUUCUUACGUGCAAUACGUUGACACCACACUCCUCAAGCCCAAUCUCCCCGUUAGGGACAAUCCAUUCGGAGUCCCGCACACUCCAUGAAGAAUUAGCAGAGGAUCCGAGAUGGCAAGCGGCAUACCAAGGUCUUGUUUAA